Messenger RNA from Sitophilus oryzae (rice weevil), 2206 nucleotides. Its product is annotated as pancreatic triacylglycerol lipase-like. The record is from RefSeq and is a predicted model, not a curated record. NCBI's taxonomy places the organism in Eukaryota, Metazoa, Arthropoda, Insecta, Coleoptera, Curculionidae. Gene Ontology annotation, biological process: lipid metabolic process. Gene Ontology annotation, molecular function: lipase activity. Bases 94 to 2043 code for a protein of 649 amino acids. The transcript is spliced from 8 exons.
CAAGGCACUAUAUACAAAUAAAGCAAUGAAUUUACAUAUAAAUAACUGAAUUUUGUAUUCAUCUGCAAUCAGUUUACCUCAAUCAACCUCAAAAUGAAGGCAUUUCUGCUCCUACUUACCGUUGCUACAUCUUGCUCGGGAACUGUAUUUAACAUAAGUGGCGAAGCUGUACUUAAAUAUGUCGACGAUGCCAAAUAUUUAGUUUAUGAAACUAAUGACGGAUUUUACGAAGUCGAAGAUCUUUCCGCACCUGAUUCAGAACUUUCCGUACUUUCCGCAAUUGAAUCAGAUAUAACGUUCCAUUUCUUCUCACAAUCGAAUCACAAUGGUGUGCAAAUCAAGAAAAGUCAGCUACGUAACAUUGUCCGGCUUACAGGAUUUAAUGUAAGCAUUGAAACUCUGGUUGUCAUUCACGGGUGGAAAAACGAUCACACAUCAGCUGUCAAUGAUCAAAUCAAAAACGCAGUUUUGCAAAACAACAAUAUCAAUGUUAUUGUAGUUGAUUGGAAUCCAAUUGCGAGGCAGAAAUACAUUAGAGCUCGACGUGCCGUUGUAAGAGUCGGAAACUACAUAGGAAACUUUUUGAUCAGAUUGGAUAACGAACUUCAACACAGAUUGAAGAAAGUAUCCAUCGUUGGACAUUCCCUGGGAGCUCACGUUGCUGGAAAUGCUGGAGCUAGAACUGGUGGUUUAGUAGAAAACAUUAUUGGACUGGAUCCUGCAGGACCCCUUUUUACUAGAAGAAAUAUAAAUAAUCGUUUAGACCCUACCGAUGCCCGUUACGUUCAAGUCAUCCACACCAAUGACGGGCGUUUAGGAUUUGGAGUUAAAUCGGGACACGUUGAUUAUUAUCCUAAUGGCGGUAGAUCUCAACCGGGAUGUGGCACGGACUUACUUGGAAGAUGUGCGCACAGAAGAGCAUACAAUUACUACGCAGAAAGCAUAAACAAUAACAAAUUCAUGUCUCGAUUGUGCUCAAAAUACUCCUCCUUUACCUCUAACAGAUGCAAUUCCAACAGAGCAAGUCUUAUGGGAGGUUUUCCAAUUUCCAGAUCGGUUAAUGGAAACUACUACCUUCGUACAAACUCCAAGUCCCUAUUUGCUAGAGGUUUUUCGUGCACAGUUUGCAGGAUGAGGUACAUCAUUGUCAGCGUAGUCCUUGUUGCCCUGGCAUCUUCUAUUCCUUUAGAAGAUGCCUCACUUGGAGCCGCCAAAGAAAAUGAUGUGCUUUUCUACUUCUACAGCAGAACUCAUCCAGAUGGUCUUCACGUGACCAGCAAAGAAGUCAACGACACCACACACAUUAGAACCGUUUUCAACUCAUCGCACCCUACUGUGGUCCUUAUCCACGGAUGGAAAGAUGGAUACGGAUCGGAUUCCAAUACGUUCAUCAGAGAGGCAAUAUUAUCCACCACCGAUGCAAACAUCAUCAAAGUCGAUUGGAGUGUAAAUGCAGGAAAAUUAUACGUGGUUGCGAAGAAUGCUGUACCAAGCGUCGGAAAAUGGACCGGAGAAUUUUUAGAUGAUCUUACAAACGAAUUCCAAUAUCCCUACGACAAUAUUACCAUCGUUGGGUUUUCUCUCGGAGCUCACGUAGCAGGGAACGUAGGAAAGUACUUUAACGGAGAACUUCCCCUAAUUGUUGGGUUAGACCCUGCCGGACCUUUAAUUAGCGCUAAAGACACGUCUUUUUGUUUAAACACCGCUGAUGCUAAGUACGUUCAGGUUAUUCAUACCGAUGCAGGUUCUGCAGGUAUGGCUGAUGUUCUGGGUCACAGCGAUUUCUUCCCCAACGAUGGCAAGUCCCAACCUGGAUGCAGCGGCCUCGGUUGCAGUCAUAACAGAGCGUGGGCUUUAUAUGCCGAAUCCAUAAAAGAUAAUAAAUUUGUAGCCCAACAGUGCAGCAGCUAUACCAAUUACGUAGAUCACGAUUGUGAUGGCAGUCACACCUUCAUGGGAGGUAUAAAGAUCGAUACAACUGUUACAGGUGUGUACUACCUAACUACCAACUCAGAAGAACCAUUUGGUCGAGGAGAAGAGUAAAUGUCGAUUAAAAAUUGAUUAGUGCAUAAACAACAUCACUUUUUGAUAUAGCUUUGUCAAAAGUAAAGAAAAAUCUGCUAAUUAUUGUUUUAUUUAUUAUUAUAUUAUGUUUAGUUGUAUGAUCAUGUUCCUUAAUUAAAUAAAUCUAUCGUUGGUCACUCUA